Molecule: messenger RNA, 822 nt
Organism: Talaromyces atroroseus
Lineage: Eukaryota; Fungi; Ascomycota; Eurotiomycetes; Eurotiales; Trichocomaceae
Exons: 2
Coding region: 1-822 (273 amino acids)
Cellular component (GO): membrane
Source: RefSeq, a predicted model, not a curated record
AUGACAAAGCUAGAGCCGUUCAUGGGCCACUACUACCUGUGGUACUAUGUCCCUUCACUCGUUCCUGCAAUAAUAGGCACUGUAAUAUUCUCUAUUUUGACAGCGCUGCACAUGUGGCGCCUGCUGAGGGCGCGGACCUGGUUCUGUAUACCCUUCACUAUCGGCGGAUGCUUUGAGGUAUGCGGUUACGCAGGAACAUGUGCAUCACAUUCCAAUACUGCUAGCAUGGCCGCUUAUGCAGUCGCCGGUGACGGAACACUCCUUGCGCCGGCCCUAUUCGCAGCAUCCAUUUACAUGACAUUAGGCCGCAUCAUGUCGAGUGUCAAGGGAGAGAAAUAUUCCGUCAUUCCAAUCCAAUGGCUGACGAAACUGUUUGUGCUUGGUGAUAUUCUUUCCUUCGUUGUGCAAGGGUCCUCCCUAGGGCUGACUAUCACCGGCCACGACUCUUGGGGAACGGUCGUGGUUGAACUUGGUCUCGUGAUACAGGUGGCGUCAUUUGGAGUAUUUCUCAUAACUGCCGUUGUAUUCCAUUGGCGCCUGCUCAAGAGUUCUUCUUGUCCUUCUUUGGAAAACGAAACCUGGCAAGACAAUGCCUGGUUGGCGCAUUUGAAAGUGCUGUAUUGCAUCAGCGGGCUGAUCAUGCUUCGAUCUAUAUUUCGUGUUAUAUUGUAUGCAGGCGGACGGAAAGGUUAUACCCUGACACACGAGUGGCUAAUGUACGUUUUUGAUUUUCUUCCAAUGGCUAUCGUGAUGGUCGUGUUCUUCUUCGGGUACCCCAACGAGCUCAUUGCUAAGGAUACGCAUGAGCUGCAAGAAACAUAA